Molecule: messenger RNA, 4155 nt
Organism: Biomphalaria glabrata
Lineage: Eukaryota; Metazoa; Mollusca; Gastropoda; Planorbidae
Exons: 12
Coding region: 1051-1905 (284 amino acids)
Source: RefSeq, a predicted model, not a curated record
CAGUAAUUGAUUGCUAAAAUGUCUCUUUAUCAAUAAUAGGCUAUUAGUUUGUUUUAUAACAGCAAUACCUGGUCGUGCGGUUUGCGUUUUGGACUGAUUCAACAGUCCCGGGUUCAUACCCUGCUUGCUUCGUCGUCCAGCGGGAUGUUUAGAUAAGGAAGUAAAUUAUCUUCAACUUUGAAGGAAUAUCCAAAACAUGAAAAACAUUUUGCAGAAAAAAAAAUUUACAACGUCAACAUCCGAUGGGGGCCGGUUCUAAGUUUGAGUUAUAACACAAAAUCUCUUUGUAAUCUUUGUAAUCAAUGUGCUGCUGCAGGUUGUAACUCCUCAGAGUGGACCUGCACCACUGGUCAGUGUAUUGAUAUCGGACAUCGGUGUGAUGGAACUGACCAGUGCACAGACACAAGUGAUGAAGCGAACUGCAGUUGUGAGUCUUCACAGUGGACUUGCACUAUUGGCCAAUGUAUCGAUAUUGGACAUCGGUGUGACGGAGCUGACCAGUGCACAGACAAAAGUGAUGAAACUAAAUGCUGUCAGUUAAUUCAUUUUCCUAACAAUAAAAAACUUUCAUUUAGUUACGUAUUAAAUUCAUUCAUUGAAAAAGUUUAGAAAGGGAGAUAAAAGGUACGACAAGAUGCCAGUUGGGCCGACAUUAUCUAUUGUGAUGAUAAGCCGAUCAACUUGUUGAUUGCAAUAGAUGAAGGAGAAACUGAAGACAUCAACAUCAUUAUAAGAGACUUUCUCAAAGACUUUCUCAAAGAUGUUUCUGUUAACGGUAAAAACGUGUUGGUUAGGUUUCUGAAGUAUAAAGGGACAACUAUAAUGGCUUUUAAUCGCACAGAAGUGAGCAAGGUUAAGAUAUUGAAAGCUGUAGACGAACUGAAAUGGGAGCCCUCGCCCUACGCUGACUUUAGAGAUAUCGUAAGCUAAGCCAACUCAAUAUCCGCAUACUACUUCGGGGCUUAUCGUCAGAGAGCUCGGAAUAUUUUGCUUCUGAUAACCCCCUACUUAAGCAAAUACAACUACAUAAGUUUUACUGCGGUGACCAAAAUGAUUAAAGAAAGAGGAAUGCACAUUAUAGCUGUCGGGGUUGAAUUGGGCCUACGAGAUAGCCAAUACUUAAAGUAUGUGGCGAGUGAGCCUGUAGAGAACAACACGUUUGCUGUGGAUGCUGCUAAAGAUUUGAAUAAGAUCAUCCCUAGUCUUACGUCAGCACUAUGUCAAGGAAACUCCUUCAAUGAGAUUACGGAUAAUUUUACACCAACACUCCUGACAUUAACUCCAGUGCUUGAUAAAACUACAGGACCUUCAACUUUAGUUUCUACAGCCAGUGGUUCAACGGAUUACACAGCAGUUAUAGUCAGCCUGGUGGUCAUAACCAUUUUUUUUCUAGCAAUCGUGGCGUACAAAUUUAAAGAGAAAUUUCGGUGUUUUUCAAGGAACACACGAAUUUCUACAAUUUCCAUUCAAAGUAAAGACCAGGAUUAUCUAGAUGUAGACCAUUAUGACUAUUUACAACACUAUGAACUAAAAACUGAAGACCUUAGCAAGACACAGGAUAAAGACACUGACUAUCAUGAUCUACUGGACUAUGACAAGCAUGACCAUUAUAAUGAUGUCUACAAACAAGAGACCUAUAUGGGAGUUGGCAAUGAUAAAGAAGUGCAUCCAGAAGACCAUUAUGAUAAUUUGGACUAUAAAAUGGAAAUGGUAUCAGGAUAUAUCACACCAAAGGAGGUUCUCUACAACAGCACUACAUUUAAUGAUUAUGAUAAGCUAGAGCAAUCUAGAGGUGAAGAGCACAUUUAUGGCAGACCUAGAUCUACGGGGAACUUUACACAAAGGCCAGAACUUCCUGCAUUCACUAAAGAUGUUAAAGGCAAGCCUAGACGGGGUACUUUAUAAAACACGGGUACAAAGCUAUAUACCACGUGACAUAAGGUCAAGAUCAAGUAAAAACUUUACAAAGAGCAGUCCAAAAAUAAGUGGACAGGAAACAAACACAUCUAUCUGGAUGUAUACAUACGCUUCUAUUUAAAAGCCAUUCAGGGCCGGCCUUAGGCCUUAGUGGGCCCCGCACUGUUAUAGGCCCCGUGCUAAUUCUAGGUUUAAAUUAUUUAAUGAAACCUUUGUGACUUAUGACAGGGUUCCCGCAGCCUCAUGGUUUUCCAGGAGCAUAUUAAAAAAACUCCUGAAAUUGCGAAAUUGAAAAAGGCCUGGAAAUCUCCUGAAAUUAUUGAAAAUCUCCUGAAAACUCAUAAAAAUGUCCUAAACAUAGACAAAAUUGUCGCUUUGGGCGGUCAAUCAAUUUGGAAAACGCUAAUCUUUCGAGCAAUAAAAAAGGUAUUGUCAGAUUUCAUUUAAUAAAAGUAUAAUACAAAGACAAAUUUAUUUUCUAAUACAAAAUCUUAGUUUUCACUUACUAUCCUUAUCCCUACCCAGACUGGGGCCUGCGCAUUCCGGUUCGCGUAGGGUCCCGCAAUAGUUAGGGCUGUCCCUGAAGCCAUUUGUACAUAUGACAAAUAAAUUGGAUUAUGAACAUUGUUUCAAAUCUCUUACAAUCUGUCAACUACCUGGUGUUUAUUCUGUUCACACUGUAAACUUUGACAAAAAAACUUUGCUCAUAGAGAUUUUAAUUUCUUGAAAUGCAUUAUGUUAUUUUAAUAAUAGCAAAUGUACGCUCAUUAAAAGAAAAAAAAGAAAAAAUUAUUCAAUAAUUCAUGUAACAUAAGUGUGGUGAACAAUGCGGACAAUCCCUUUAUAAGAAAAGGUGCCAUUAAGAUACUCACGGACUAUCUUUUAAUAGUCUACCUGUUGCAUUGAUAUUACCAAGACGUAACCAUAUCCAUUUACAAGCUUUUCUACCAGACAGAGUGAGCUGAUUUAAGCUUCGAAAAGUAUGUACUAAACAAGAAUUUAUUUAUUUGUUUAUAUUUCUAACGUUUAUAUGUAUAUAUAUAUAUAUAUAUAAAUAUUCGUUAUGUAUGGUUUAUGAAGUAUAUGUGUAUAUGGUAAGUGUAUUAUAUGUAUAAGGUACAUGAAUUAUUUAUUGAUUUCUAGACUAUGUUUAUCGGAAAAUAUUACUAUAUAUAUGUGUUAAAUGCAUUAUGUUUAUAUGGUAUAUGGUAUGCAUUAUGCGUAUGUAUACGGUAUAUACAUUCUAUGUUUAUGGUGUAUGCAUUAAGUGUCUUUGAUAGAUGUAUUUUGUUGUAUACAUUAUAUCUCUAUGGUAUAUAUAUUAUUUGUAUAUAGAAUUAAUAGUAUCUCAUUGUGGUUCAUUUUGUACACCAAUGAUUUUCAAUCCGAUAGUUCUUGUUGCUCCUUCACAAAAUUCGCUGAUGAUGCGGCUCUUCUUGUCCUGCUCUCAGAGAGCUCAGACGUAAAUGAGUAUUUCAAAGAGUUAGAACACAUUGAAGGAUACUGUGAAGAUAAUUUUUUAUUAUUAAAUGUAAAAAAAAAACAAAGAAAUGAUAAUCGAUUUUCGUAUGGACAAGAAGGAAAAUGAUAUUGUUUUUGUAGCUGGAGAGAGUAUUGAAAUUGUGCAAACCUUUAAAUACCUUGGUACUAUCCUAGACAAUAAACUAAAUUUUACUGCAAAAACUGAUUAUAUCAGCAAAAAAGGGCAGCAAAGAUUACGAUUACUAAGAAAACUGUCCUCGUUUAAUGUUAGCGAAAAGGCCUUGGCUAUGUUUUAUCACGCUCACAUCUGCAAUAUUUUAAGUUUCAAUAUCACUGCCUGGUAUGGCAAUCUGAGCAUUAAAAAUAAAAAUAAACUUUACAGAAUCCUAAAUGCUGCUGGCAAAAUCAUUGGCAAAAAACAACCCCCAUUUGGGCAGUUGUUUGAGACAAACAUCUAUAAAAAAGCUAACAAGAUCCUCGAAAUAAAGAAUCACCCUUUGUGUCAGGAUUUUGUGAUUUUACCAUCACAAAAGAGAUACAAGACACCGAUAGCAAAGACAAACAGACACAAACACUCUUUUGUUCCCCUGGCAAUCAAAUCAUUAAAUAAGAACAAUCUGGUAUAAACUUUGUUACAUGUAAAUUAUGAGUGAGUCUGGUGUGAAUGUACACUUUGGUUUCUUAUAGUUAUAAUGUUUUUUGUUUGGUGUAAUGCACAAAUUGUAAGACAAAUUUGCAUACGGACAAUAAAGAUUA